Molecule: messenger RNA, 1105 nt
Organism: Cucurbita moschata (crookneck pumpkin)
Lineage: Eukaryota; Viridiplantae; Streptophyta; Magnoliopsida; Cucurbitales; Cucurbitaceae
Product: cytochrome b5 domain-containing protein RLF-like
Exons: 6
Coding region: 219-908 (229 amino acids)
Molecular function (GO): heme binding
Source: RefSeq, a predicted model, not a curated record
AUUGUUUUAAGUCACAAGAAUAUUAUGAUCGUACUUCAAAGAAGAUCAAAUAAAUAAAAGAAAACCCAACUAUGAUCAGUACUCUCUCUCGACGAGAUUGGGGACCUCACAUUCCGUCCAGAAGCUUCGUCGUCACAGGAUCGCCGGCUCAGAACAAUUUCUUGAAGUUUUGCUGUUGGAUGAGAGAGGUUGCUUGAAAUUUGAGACUAAAUAUUCAGAUGGAUUUUAAUAAUGACUUCACAUUUUAUCAGGUGGGUUUAGCUGAAAAGGAUGAUAAAGAGGCGAGGGAUCUUGCAUCAGAAAUAGGCGAUAUUACCUUGAGGGAUGAAUUGGCGAAUAACACCGUUAGUAGGACUCAUGUCAUUUUGAAUGAUAAACUAUCGAAUGAUAUCAAUUCCAGAAAGCAGGCAACAGUUGGUUCUUUGGAUUUCAAUUCGUCUUCAAAACAAUCAAGUACGUUGCCAACAGAAGAGGUGAGGAAAGAUGCUGGAAAGGUUGUGAAGAAAUCAAAAAAACAAGGGAUUGCUGUUCGUAAGCAUGCAGUUCGAACAAAGGUUCCUUUUGAGAAGGGAUAUAGUCAAAUGGAUUGGCUUAAGCUUACUCGAACCCAUCCUGAUCUUGCAGAAUUGAAAGGCCAGUCAAAUAAAAGGCUUAUCCCUAUGAGCGAAGUUAAACAACAUCAGAGUGAGGGCUCCAUGUGGACUGUUCUGAGAGGUCGCGUGUACAAUUUAUCUCCUUAUAUGAAGUUUCACCCUGGAGGUACUGAAAUACUCAUGAAGGCAGUGGGAAAAGAUUGUACAUCUUUAUUCGAUAAAUACCAUGCUUGGGUGAAUGCUGAAUUUUUGCUGGAGGAGUGUCUGAUCGGCACCUUGGAUGAUAGACAUCGACGGUUCUAUGAUAUGCCUUGACCAUGUCAAGAUGCUAUAUUUUUUUUUUUUUUUCUUUCUAUUUCGAGCAAUGGAAUCAAAUUGCUGUUAGAGUUCCUCAGCACGACAAACUCGUGAUGAAAUUUUAACACUUAUCGACCUUUAACGUUCAAGAGAACAAUUUUGCUCUUCAUGUGGUUCUUGAGUUUUGGAAUAAAACAAGUUUCUUUUCUUCAAAA